Messenger RNA from Drosophila bipectinata, 3569 nucleotides. RefSeq names its product X-linked retinitis pigmentosa GTPase regulator. Gene Ontology annotation, cellular component: cytoplasm. The record is from RefSeq and is a predicted model, not a curated record. Gene Ontology annotation, molecular function: guanyl-nucleotide exchange factor activity. NCBI's taxonomy places the organism in Eukaryota, Metazoa, Arthropoda, Insecta, Diptera, Drosophilidae.
UCGUUCAACUGACCAGUCCGUAGUCCUACUGACCUCCGCCCGGGAACCGCCAGCCAGCUGGCAAGUGGAGCACGCAACUUCAAAUGGCUUUGUUGUGUAGUAGCCACCACUAGCCACUAACCCCCAGUGUAUGUGCGCUCAGGGGUAUCAUAUAAACAAUUGGAAUGCAGCCGGCGAAAAAAUAUGCAAGACUCACUAAUACAAAAAUCAAUAAAAUAAAAUAAGAAGUCCCAACCAGACAUAGAGUUCUAGUUCCAGAAAGGAAAACAUACUAUUAAGACCACCAUGGAUAUCCCCAGCAGCGGAGCCAUCUUCACCCUCGGAAAGUCACACCUGGCGGAGAAUACGCAGAGCUACUUCUACAUCAAGAACGAUCCUGUGAAGCGCCUGAUUUCCGGUCCCAACCAGAGCGCCGUCAUAUGCGAAUCUGGCCGACUAUUUGUUUGGGGCGAGAACCACUACGGGCAGCUCGGGAUUGGCGGCCAUGGCGGAGCCGGCGGAGGCAAGAAGGGCGGCAGCAAUAACAACGGCGCAAGCAACGGGGAUGUGGUCACCAAGCCCACCUGUGUGAAGGCCUUGAAAACCCUGGGAUUGAGGAUCUGCGACGCCGCCUUCGGCAACAACUGGGCCGUGAUGCUGACACACUCCAAUGAAAUAUUUUUCACGGGCCGCAACAUCUUUCCGGAGGACACCCAUGUGGCCCAGCACUUCAUCACUGUCCAGGUGGACCAGCAGCCGUGCAACAUCAUCCGGAAACCGUUUCGUCUGGAGGAGUUCGACGACUACCUCUCAAAGAGCGAGGAAACGGACAAUUUCAUGGCCGUUCAGGCGGGCAACGAGCACUUUGCCGUACUAACCAGCACUGGCAGACUUAUCGGCUGCGGCUCGAACGCCCAAAUGCAGCUGGGCGAGCUGGAGGUGGACUACGAUGGCCACCCCGUGGAGAUCACCUUGGAUGCCCCCGUGCAGCAAUUCGCCUGCGGACCCGAGUCCACCCUGGUGCUGACCGCUAGCGGGAACCUGUUUCUGACGGGCCACCUCAAUGAGUUCGUUUUUCCGCGCUUCACCGAGCUGCAGAAGAACCUGCCGCCCACGGAGCAGAUCAUCUUCAUGCACAUCUCGAAGACCAGCGAAGUCUACAUCGUCACCAAUGCGGGAAGCAUCUACCGCAGCUUUGAAUCCGUGCGGAACAAGAGCCUGGUCUUCCAGCGCUUUUACGACUACGACAGCGAGGAGAACGGUCCCAUCUGGAAGCUGCUGAAGGGGUUCUCCUUCUACGCCGCGCUGAGCAAGGCCAACAAGUUCUUCACGACCUUCUCGGAGAGCGGCCACCACCUCAAGACCUUCCGCGAGAUCUCAAAGUUCAAGAAUCUGCGCCUGCUGGACAUCGCCGUGGGCGACCAACACAUCCUGGUGCAGGGCAUCCCGCGCUCCUCGAUGUCCUCCGCCUCGGUGGGUGGUUCGGCCGAGCCCCAUCGCUCUAUCAGCAAGAGCUUUGUGCUGCAGCCGCCGGACACCAAUGGAAACGUCGAGGAUGGCAGGAGCCACAGCGCCAGAAGCCUAACCAAACAAAAAAGUGUGGAGGAAAAGGAGGAAGCACCUCUUGCGGCCACUGUGGCAGGUUUGGCAGUAGCAGCCAGUGCAGGAACAGCAGCUGCCAUGGAGGCAGUGAAGCAUUUAACCAAACAGGAGGAAAAGGCCCAAGAGCCGGAUGACGAGAAGUCGUCGGAGGAGGAGAAAGCUGAACCGAAAGACGUGAAUGGAAAUGGUAGCGAUGCUUUGGAGGUGAAUGGUUUGGACCACAUGGAAGGUAAGCCAGGGAGCUCUCCCAAAGAAGAGGCAGCUCCACCAAAAGAGUCUCCUAAGAUGGAAAAUUCCAAGGCCGAGGCUCCCAAAGAGCCAGCUAAAGAAAAGCAACAAGAAGAGGAAACCAUGAAGAUCGAACCAUCAGCACCGAUGGAAUCUCCUACCAAGCCAAUGGAAGUCAAGGAACCUGUCGUGGAAGUCAAGGAAUCUGCGGUGGAAGCCAUGGAAACAACAAUUUCAGUCAAGGAUUCAGCAAUGGAAGCUAUAAGUAAAGAAUCCCCAGCGAAACCCUUGGAACUGAUGCGGAAGAUGCCCACUCCACCAUCACAUACCCCAACGCCUCCAAAGUCAGCCUCAGCUUCGAUGGGCUCUCACGAUUCCUUACACACUAUUCAGGCAGCCCAUCCUCCGGAGGAAAAGUAUCUGCGUCCUCGCACUCCCUACCCCGAGAGCAGCGACUCCAGCACCCCGCAAACGAUCAAGAAGACACCCAUUCGGAACUUCUCCUACGAGGCAGCCAUGAACCACGACCACCUGGAGCGCACCUCGCCGGAGUUGGUGGACAGCCUGGAGACCGUUGAGGAGGUACCAGCCGCCAUCAUUUCAGUUAACACGCCCACACCGCCCACCGAGGAGGACGAGCAGCUUGCCGUGGAAAUAACCACAAAGAACGAUUCGAAGGACAGCAGCAAGGUCAUAAACGAGAUUCGCUUCAUCAACAACGGAGUGGAUGUCACGGCGAAUGUGGAGGAGCAGAUGGCGGAUACCCCGUUGGAAAGCUCGGUGGAAGACCUGGAGUCGGACGGGGAGCAGAUUAUGCAGCAGGUGGAGGAGCAUGUGGACAAGGUGGUCACCCAAACCGAAGAGGCGGCAGCAAAGGUGACCGAAGAAGUUAAAGAUUCCAUGGACUCCACCAGGAACUCCAUCCAGACAGCGGUGCGAAAGGCAGCCAACGGAGCUCGGGAUGCCGUGGAAGCUGCUGGCGAGCGUAUGGCCACCGGAGCUCGAGGAGCCGUGGAUGCCGUGGGUGAUGCCAUGGGAGCAGCCGGAAAAAGCGCCCAAAGAAUGGCCAACGAUGCCAUUCACGCGGUGGGACAGGCUGGUAGCAAUGCUGCGAAGGCGGCCUCGGACACAAAGGACUCCAUGGGCAGGGCCAUGGACUCGGUGACCAAUAAGAUUUCCAGCGAGGUUCAGGGCGCCAAGGAGAACAUUUCUUCCUUGUUCCAAAUCAAAGCUGCAAGGGAAGCGGAUCCUCAAACCACUCCGGUCUCCACACCGGACAGGUCCUCCAAGGAGGGCGCUCCAAAGACAAACACCACUAUGGGAUCCGGGGAGGAGGACGAGAGGACAACCGCGUCGGUGAACUCGAACCACAACUCGGCGGGCAAUGGAAUCAACAAUAUCUUCGAGCCGAGCAACCACUUCGAUCCCUACGAAGAGGAUCCCCUGGACGCGGUGGUGGAGCGUAGCAAGAAGGCCAUGCAGGACGACCUGCGGGCCAUGCAACUCCGGGGCCAGUCCCACGUGCAAGCGGUGGCCCAUGAAAAGGAGCAGGAGGCGAAGGGAUUCAUGCAGAACGUCCUUGACAGGCUCAAUUGUCGGAACGAGAGGGCGGUGAAGAUAGAAGAUGAAAUGCGCCCGCCGGCUCCGCACCACAACAAAAACAAAGUCAACAGCGAGCUGAGUCUGACGAAUGGAAACGGGAAUGCCCAGGGCGAGCAGGCAACGUCGCGGGUGUGCACUAUUUUAUAAAACUCGCACUA